AUGCAGGAGCACCAAUACGGACCCCCCGUCUCAAAAACCCCCUUACUCCAGAAGUCUUCGUCAAUGGUUGUUGGGGAUGCCGCCGCCGCAGAAUUUAGAACUCGAAUAGCUAAGGGCGGCACAACAGUCGGCAAAGGUGACGACAAGCCCGCAACCGGCACUGUGAACACAUGCAGUCGUUUACUUCGGGAUGGUGUUUCUCUAGAGGAAUACUCGCCGGCGCUAUCAGUAGAUGUCUCGCCGAAACACAGCAGACUACCAGAUAUAAGCUCUCAAGGCGUUGAUUCAACUUCGCUAGAGGAUAUAUCUUCUCUUAAAAAUUUAUUUGAAAAAGGUGCUACGAUAUGUGCACCAAAGCCUAUCCGGCCGGUUUCGGAAAACCCAUCAUUGACAGCUGCGAUUAUAGCCACUCAGCUUUCAUCUUCUAACUCCACACACAGCUCAAGCAGAGGCAGUCCCAUCCUCAAGCAAAGUUCAAAACCUGCCCAGGGAAUUUCAACUCCUUUAAACUUUGACAACCGUCCAAGCUCUCAUAUCACGGCACAUGAACCCUCGCCUUUUCUACUUGACUCGAAGCAAUCUGAGAUGCACGAGACAUCUGGAUUAUCAGACCACAAGAAUGCGCUUUUAGCAGCUACUUUAGCUGCCAAGGGAAAAAUUCCACGAACCCCCCCAAAAAAAUCCCAACCCCCAAGGCCGCCUCCCCCGAGAAGAGCACAUGAUAGUUUGAAGGUACCCAAUGGCAAGACUUUAAAAAUUGAGGAUAACUCCGAUGCGUUGUCUAUUGAUUCGGUGAAAACGGGUUUCUCAAAGUACGACACUGCUCGCUCAUCGGUUUCAUUGCAACCCUCCCUAUCGCACUCAACAAUAUCUCCCAUACCAAAGAGACGCCUUUCACUGGGAAAUAUCCCCCCCCAAAUGGCAGGAGGUAAAUCCUUCGCCGUGGUGUCCGCCGCAACCCACAUUCCCCCCAUCCGCGGUAGCUGCCGCCAACCUUUGCCAUUAUCAAAGCAUUUGACCGGGGACUCUGUUAUAGCUGCGUCACUCGCUCCGUCCCGCGUGAAUUCGCCCGCGCCGAGGAAGCCGCCUGCACCACCUGCACCGCGCCGUGGCCGUCGAAAAAGUCUUCCCUCACCCCCCAAAACAGGGUUUAGGGAAACAAUGAGGAAGCCUAGGUCACCUGCUGAAGCUAGCCCCCAAAUAAAGAUGCCAAAUCUUAUAAAACAUCAUCCACAUAAACAUUCGGAGGGGGAGCGUCGGCGUUGGAGGCAUUUUAUUACCGAUGUAGAGCGAAAACGUUAUGAGGGACUGUGGGCUGCAAAUAAGGGACUUCUCCUGACCACAUGUGAUUCGAAAUCGAAAGGCCCUUCACCCUAUUCAUUCAGUUUACAGAAAACAAAAUCUCACCAGCCACAUAGCUUUCAGUUACAACAUGUGUGGUCGUCAACGCCAGACUAUACUGAAGACUUGUCGGAUUGCGUGCAUUCUUUGAUAGCGAGGGAUAUUUGGACUAGAUCGAGACUGCCGUUGAAUCAUUUAGCAGAUAUCUGGGGCCUUGUCGAUCACGGUAUGAAGGGUAGACUUAGCAGAGACGAGUUUGUUGUUGGUACGUGGUUGAUAGACCAGAGUUUGAAGGGAAGGAAACUGCCUCUCAGCGUCCAGGACGAAGUGUGGCAAUCAGUCAGAAGACUGGGCGUCAAAAUACCACCACCAGGUUGCAAGAGUACUACAUAUAGCAAAAGACAUUAG
Morchella sextelata is the source of this 1749-nucleotide messenger RNA. RefSeq lists its product as uncharacterized. The coding region runs from base 1 to 1749 and encodes 582 amino acids. Gene Ontology annotation, molecular function: protein binding. The transcript has a single exon. Lineage: Eukaryota; Fungi; Ascomycota; Pezizomycetes; Pezizales; Morchellaceae. The record is from RefSeq and is a predicted model, not a curated record.